GAAAAUCGCUCUCAAGAGGCCAGGGUUGUUCGGUCAGAUAUAAAAUCGAAACACGUCCUUCAUUUUCGGCAGAUUACGCCGCACCCGAAUGAUCUUCACUUUCCGCCAUGAUCGAUGAUGAUGUGAAGAAAGAUCAUAACUCUGAGCAGAUUCCUGAUUUGGAUUUUCAGAAAUUGGAAGUCGUAACGGCGCUCGGUCGAGGAGCGAAAGGAGUUGUGUUCUUGGCUCGAAAUGCGAACGAUGACGACGGCGAUGGCGAAUGGCUGGCGUUGAAGGUGAUUUCUAGAGAUUUGAUCGAGAGGAAGGCUAAGAUUGUGAAUAGCGAUGCCGAUGAGUAUCGCAGAGUUUGCUUUGAACGAGAAGUUUUACGUCAGUUUCGGCAUCCGCUUUUGCCUCGAUUGCGAGGAGUUUUGGAUACGAAGAAAGUUGUUGGUUACGCCAUUGAUUAUUGCAAUGGACGAGAUCUUAAUACUCUCAGGAAGAAACAGACCGAGAAAAUGUUCUCCGAUGACGUUAUUAGAUUCUACGCGGCGGAAUUAGUUAUGGCGUUGGAGUAUGUACACAGCCUAGGAAUAGUUUACAGAGAUUUAAAGCCGGACAACGUUAUGGUUCAACAUAACGGCCACAUAAUGCUUGUAGAUUUUGAUCUGUCCACGAGGCUCUCUCAGAAAUCUCCUAAAUCGUCUCCGUUAUUGUUGCCGUCGGUGGAGGUUUUGACGGAAUCUAGAUCGACGAUUAAGAAAAAAAGCAAGAAGAAAAGAUUCUUUCAUUUUCACCGAUUCUGCAACUCCGGCGUGUCGCCGGAAGAUUCAGACCAACAGACGGCCAAUAAGCCAAAAUCUCCGCCAGAUUCGUCGGAAUCCGACUCAUCGGAGAAGUCGAACUCGUUCGUCGGAACAGAGGAGUACGUGGCGCCGGAGAUAGUCUCCGGGAAGGGGCAUGACUUCGCCGUGGACUGGUGGUCGCUCGGAGUAGUUCUGUACGAGAUGCUAUACGGAACGACGCCGUUUAGAGGAUCAAAUCGGAAAGAAACGUUCUACCGAAUACUGACAAAGACGCCGGAUCUCAGCGGCGAAGUAACACCGUUAAGGGAUUUGAUAAGGAAAUUGCUGGAGAAAGAUCCAACGAGGAGGAUCGAACUGGAGGAAAUCAAGAGCCACAAUUUCUUUAAAGGAACUGACUGGGAUUUGGUCCUGGAAAUUCCCCGGCCGCCGUCGCUGCCGGCAAUAGCGACGGAGGACACAGAUGGAAAUAACUUAAUAGAUGUUGAGUCUUUCGUCCAAGAUAUAUUUUGCAGCGAAACGGAGAAGAAGAAUCGUACGAACGGCGAUGAAGGGAACGGGUUUAUUCCCACUAAUUACACGGAGUCUGACAGAUUUCAUGUAUUCUGACCAUUUUUUAUUUUUAUAUAUAAAAACUUUAAUAUUCUUCCCACAAAUCACAAGAUUGGCU
This is a messenger RNA of Cucurbita moschata (crookneck pumpkin), 1452 nucleotides long. RefSeq names its product serine/threonine-protein kinase OXI1. Gene Ontology annotation, molecular function: protein serine/threonine kinase activity; ATP binding. Gene Ontology annotation, cellular component: nucleus; cytoplasm; plasma membrane. Lineage: Eukaryota; Viridiplantae; Streptophyta; Magnoliopsida; Cucurbitales; Cucurbitaceae. The record is from RefSeq and is a predicted model, not a curated record. The transcript is spliced from 2 exons. Gene Ontology annotation, biological process: protein phosphorylation. Bases 108 to 1391 code for a protein of 427 amino acids.